Molecule: messenger RNA, 2236 nt
Organism: Triticum dicoccoides
Lineage: Eukaryota; Viridiplantae; Streptophyta; Magnoliopsida; Poales; Poaceae
Product: E3 ubiquitin-protein ligase RGLG2-like
Exons: 11
Coding region: 330-1739 (469 amino acids)
Biological process (GO): protein K63-linked ubiquitination
Cellular component (GO): nucleus
Molecular function (GO): ubiquitin protein ligase activity
Source: RefSeq, a predicted model, not a curated record
AUACCACUACUCGACGCAUCCCCCUCCCCUCGCCCCCAAAAAAGUCACCCAGCCAAAUCAAAACUCCAACCACCGUCAGCCAAGCGAACAGCAGCCCAGCACAGGACCGGACACAGCCCCAAAGGAAGCACACCGGAAGGAAGCAUCCUCUAGACUCUGCAAGCCUCCAAGCCUUCGCCGCCGCCGCGGUCGCCUCCCCACCCGGUCCUCGCGCGCCGCCGUUGCCACAGCAGCCACCGCCACCGCGUUUUCAUCUGCCAUCUGCGGAGACACCCAUCUACUACUCUUCAGGCGAGGGCGGAGGGACACAUACAGAGAGAGGGAGAGGCAUGGGGGGCGGGCAUUCGAGGAGCGAGUCGCGGGGGGACGGGAGCGGGAACGGGCGGUACGCGCACUCGGCGUCCUUCCAGCAGCCGCCGGCGCCGCAGUGGGGGCCGCCGGGGGCGGGAGGGUACCCGUACGGCGCCGGCCAGGACGCGCAGGGCGGCUACUACGGCGCGCCGCCGCAGCAGGGGGGCUACGCCGCGCCCUACCCGGCCUACCAGCCCGCGCCCGUCGCCGCGCAGCCGCCGCCGCCCGCAGCGCGGGCGGGGGCGGCCAACAAGCCGCGCCUCGACCGGCGCUACUCGCGGAUCGCCGACGACUUCCGGUCCGUGGAGCAGGUUACUGAUGCUCUAGCUCAAGCUGGACUCGAGUCUUCGAAUCUCAUCGUGGGUAUUGAUUUCACAAAGAGCAAUGAAUGGACAGGCAAAUUCUCCUUCCAUGGACGUAGUUUACAUCACAUUAGCAAUGUACCAAAUCCUUAUGAACAAGGAAUCUCGAUUCUUGGACAGACAUUGUCUAAAUUUGAUGAAGAUAACUUGAUUCCCUGCUUCGGAUUUGGAGAUGCAUCAACACAUGACCAAGACGUAUUCUGUUUUUACCCUGAUGAGAGACCGUGCAAUGGAUUCUCAGAAGCUCUUGAGCGAUACAGGGAACUCGUUCCACAUUUGCGCUUGGCUGGACCAACAUCUUUUGCACCAAUAAUUGAGAUGGCUAUGACCAUCGUGGAGCAAAGUGGUGGGCAGUACCAUGUUCUGCUGAUAAUUGCUGACGGACAGGUUACAAGGAGUGUAGAUACUGCAUCUGGGCAGCUGAGUUCCCAAGAGCAAAAGACUGUUGAUGCCAUUGUGAGGGCCAGUGAACUGCCGCUAUCUAUUGUGUUAGUAGGAGUUGGUGAUGGCCCAUGGGACAUGAUGAAGGAAUUUGAUGACAACAUUCCUGCCCGGGCUUUUGAUAAUUUUCAAUUUGUGAACUUCUCGGAGAUAAUGUCUAAAAACAUGCCACAAUCAAGAAAAGAGGCAGCGUUUGCACUUUCAGCCUUGAUGGAGAUACCACAACAGUACAAAGCAACUGUGGAAUUAGGAAUAUUAGGUCGUCGUUCUAUGAAGGCUCCAGAAAGGGUUCCUCUGCCUCCUCCUGGUGGAAGCCAUGAUGCUUAUUCAUAUGGAUCUAAAAGCUUUAGUAAACCUCAGCCUAGUACAUCUUCAUCAGCGUAUCCUCCCUAUAAAACUGCACAUACUGCGGCCCCUGCUGCACCGUCUUCUGCUUAUGAUAAUCAGGUUUGCCCUAUCUGCCUUGUGAACCCGAAGGACAUGGCUUUUGGCUGUGGACACCAGACGUGCUGUGAAUGUGGACAGACAUUGGAGUCAUGCCCAAUCUGUCGGAGUCCAAUUACCACCAGAAUAAAGCUAUAUUAGCAAGUGGUGGUUUGGAUCAUUGCGAAUGGGUGGCGUUACUGGAGACCACCCCUGCGUCACACUGGACGAUGGACUUCAAGCUCUCCAAGCCCAGUCCAUGAAGGGCUCGAUCGGCUCUCGGAGAUUACGCCAGGCAUCGGUCUGCGUCGAGUUUUGCAGGGCCGAUGAAUCCGCCGUCCCAAAGAUGGGAGCAGGGGCCGGUCUCGAGUAUCUACACCCAACCAGGAAUGAUCCAAACUCCAGCGCAAGAAAUGGAUGCAGGUUUUCAAGGGCCAUUGGCAUGCGAAAACAACAAAAAGAGAGAGAAAAGAACAGAAAAACGAGAAACUGCUGCUGAUGGAUCCAGCGAACCGUGUGUGGUACUUGCAAGUGUGUACAUAUGGAUGUGGUUCUUGAGCUGCCGUUUCACCCGGGAUAUGUUUGUUUUUUGAUUGAUUGAUGCGUCUGUACAAAUCCGCAGUGUUCUCUUGCAAGGGAGGUGGCAUUAUUUUAUUUUA